AAACAUAAAUUUGGAAGCGACGUUUAAAUCUCUCUCCCCGGUUUUUUUUUAUUUCUUCUCAAAUCGGCGAUGAGAAGUUUGGGAAUUGCGUCUCCGGCGACUUCAUCUGAGUUAGCUUCUGCUGUUCGCCGUUCAGAAAUUUGAGGGAAAGUUGCUGAAUCCUUGAAAUCAUUUGAUGAGAUGGUUCGAAGUGGAUAUCAUCCUGAUUUAAUUACUUAUGGCACAAUAGUAAAUGGUUUGUGCAAAAUAGGGAAGACUAGUGAGGCUGUUGGGUUGGUAAGGAGGAUGGGAGAAUAUGGUUUGCAGCCUAACAUUAUAAUAUACAACACAAUCAUUGAUCGCCUUUGUAAAGAUGGGCUUGUAACUAGGGCUGUAAAUCUCUUAUCUGAAAUGAUACGUAAGGGCAUCCUUCCGGAUUCUUUCACUUACAGCUCCUUAAUUCAAGCUAUUUGUAAACCAGGAAAGUGGGAUGAUGCUAAGAAUUUUUUGAAUGAGAUGAUCCUUAACAAAAUCAAACAAGAUGUUGUCAUUUAUAAUAUUUUGGUAGAUGCAUAUUCUAAAAAAGUUAUAUUUUCAGAGGCUCAAGGUGUAAUUAAAGCAAUGAUUGGGGAGGGUGUUGAGCCUGACGUUGUCCCAUAUAAGUAUAAUGCAUUGAUGGAAGGAUAUUGUUUGUGUGGUGAAAUGGAUGAAGCAAGAAAAGUAUUUGAUUUGAUAAUUGGCAAAGGGCAUGUGCCAAGUAGGAAGUUUUUGAUUGCAAAUGAACCUAUUAAAGAGAUGGUUGCUUAUGGUCAAGUUCCAGACUUGACAAGUUAUUCGAUUUUGUUGGAUGUCUUAUGCAAAAAUGGUCUCAUUCGCGAGGCAUUGGGACUAUUUCAAGUGAUGCAGAAGAAUGGAUUUCAUUUUAAUAUUGUCCAUUGUAAUUUCCUAAUUGAUGGUAUGUCUGAGGCUGGAUUGCUCAAUAUUGUAGGGGAAUUCUUUGGUGGACUCUCUUUGAAAGGCCCAUUGCCUAUUGCCCACACAUAUACUGUAAUGAUUAAAGGAUUUUGCAAAGCAGCAUUACCUGAUGAAGCAUUGGAACUGUUUCAGGCAAUGCAGAACAAGAAAUUUCAACUUAAUAUUUUCAAUUAUAAUGUCCUAGUUGAUGGUUUGUGCAAGGCUAGACAGAUCAAUAUUGCGAAGGAAUUCUUUGGUGGACUUUCUCUGAUACACCUUAGUCUUCACACAUACACUAUAAUAAUUAAUGGGCUUUGUAAAGCAGGAUUACCAAAUGAAGCAUUUGAGUUGUUCAAGAAAAUGGAAGGGGAUGGCUACUUGCCUGAUAGUUGUUCUUAUAAUACAAUGAUCCAGGGAUUCCCUCAAAACAAUGAUAUGUCAAGUGCUAGGCAACUCAAUCAAAUGGUGGAAAAAUUGCGGAGGCAUGAGCUUCUUCUGUUGGCGAAGAUGAGGAAUUGGAGAGGUGCUCUUGUUUCAACUUCUGCUUCUGCGUUGCCCUCUUCCUCAUCUCCUUCAGCUUCUACUAAUCGGCUUCGCAAAAUGGGUAACAUCAAAUCAGCUACUUCUCUUGCUUUGUUGCCUUUUCUCUCCUGUUUCAGUACUCUUUCUAAUUCCACCAGAAACAAACCCACAUUUGUAUUUGAUAAAAUUGAUGAUGCCCUGAAAUUGUUUGAUCGGAUGGUCCUAUGUUAUCCCCGUCCUUCUGUGGUGGAGUUUGACAAACUAGUAGGACUCUGCAAAGCAGGAGCACCUAAUGAAGCUUAUGAGUUAUUCAGGACAAUGGAAGAGGAUGACUGCUCACCAAAUGACUGCUCACCAAAUGACUGCUCUUAUAAUACAAUGAUUCGGGGAUUUCUUCAAAACAAGGAUACAUCAAGGGCAAGACAGCUAAUUGAUCAAAUGGUUGCUAAUGGAUUUUCUUCUGAUAUUUCUACAUCAGCCAUGGUAGUGGAUCUAUUAUUUAGUGGUGGAACUGAUCUACUAUGUAGUGGAAAAGUUGAUAGAAGUGAAAAGAUAACUGGAGCAGAUGUAAAAUGACUUGUUUCUUUCUUCAUGGUUGCUGCAGCCAAUUAUAGGAAUUUUCCAAACCAUAGGGAGUGAUAGUAACUUAUCAGUUUCCUGCUGGUAAGGCUGAGUCUUGCAACAGUGUUCCAUUUGAAGUCGUGAACAUGUACCAUGUCAGCUGCAACAAAUGGAAUGGAAGAAUGAAAAUCCUAGGGAUAGAAAAAAGUUGUGAACAUAGGAAGCCUGAGGCAUUAUGUUCUAUUUGCAUACUCAACAGCAAUCUAACUGGUAAGCUUCCCUCCUUUCUUUUUCCUGUUUCUUGCAUGAUUCCAGUCAUGCAUUCUUUCUAGAUUUUAAGGUCUCUGUCUGUUGUACUCUGUCAGUUUCUGUUCACCUCAAUAGUUAAGCAGUUCAAAAAAUGAAAAUGUGGUUUGUUGUUAUUUGGUGUUCUUAGCUUUUAGAGCUUCAGAACUCUUGUGCUUGAUUAGAUUCUUU
This is a messenger RNA of Rubroshorea leprosula, 2493 nucleotides long. Lineage: Eukaryota; Viridiplantae; Streptophyta; Magnoliopsida; Malvales; Dipterocarpaceae. The record is from the annotation of a GenBank genome assembly.